AUGGAAGAUGGAAGCGAGCCCGUCUUUCGGUCCAACAAGAGGAGAAAGGUCCUUCGAAGGAGAGCAGAAGAUGACGAGAACCUCGAAUCAAUUUCCCCUGAAGUAAAUGGAGAUGGGGAAUUGGAGGGCCACCAUGAGCCAGCUCAAAGAGUGCAGAAGCCCUUGGCGAAGAAGCAUGGCAUAGCCUUCACCAGCCAGAGUCGCCCACAGUCUACAGAGGUGGAGAGCAACGACCAGAUUGCGAUCGUGGCGAUACACCCUAGCCGUGAUGCCAGUGUCGUACCCGGAGCCAAUCGCUUCAUCAAGCCAACUGGCAAGACCGAAGUCACAGACGAUAAGCAUAUGACGGCAUUCGUAGACUCCAAGCUGGCUGAAAUGCGAUCUGCACUCUCGACCAACGCCACAGAUGAUGAGGAUAACGACGUCGACUCUCCUGCAGCUGACGAGGAUGGACAUCUCUCGGGUGCCAAUCCCACUCAAGCCCCAACAUCAAUCGUAGCACAACAAAGACAACGCAACGGCCGCCGCAGAAAGCCACGGCAACCACGACCACGCGACCCCAAUGAUAUAGCACGGGCCAGUCUAAUCGACGACAUUAUGAAAGAGUCUUCAUCGUCUCACUACGACCGUGCAGCACCCGAGCGCACCUCUCAGCCGAAGACUGACAACGAGGACACUGCUGCCGAGGCCUUCAAAGCACAGUAUUUGCAAGAUCUCGCAGAGCGCCAUCGACGAAAGCCAGCGGCCCCUCCGCCUUUCAGCAAGCUGGCGCAAGCGAAGGCGAAUGAUCGUGCUGCUCAUGGACCGAAGCUGGGUGGGAGUCGGAGUCAGAGGGAGAGGAUGAAGGCUGCGCAGGCUGAGGCUGGGAAGGAAGGGGUGAAGAAGUGA
Messenger RNA from Recurvomyces mirabilis, 888 nucleotides. RefSeq lists its product as uncharacterized. Bases 1 to 888 code for a protein of 295 amino acids. The record is from RefSeq and is a predicted model, not a curated record. NCBI's taxonomy places the organism in Eukaryota, Fungi, Ascomycota, Dothideomycetes, Mycosphaerellales, Teratosphaeriaceae. The transcript is spliced from 2 exons.